AUGAGUAAGGAGGAGGUCCUCAAGAUACAGACCUGCGUGCUCAAAGUGAACAUCCACUGUGAUGGCUGCCAGAAGAAGGUCAAGAAGAUCCUGCACAAGAUCGAAGGGGUGUACCAAUCCAGCAUAGACCCGGAGCAGGGGAAGGUGACGGUGUCUGGCAUGGUGGAUCCGGACACCAUCAUCAAGAAGCUGACCAAGGCUGGCAAGCCAGCCGAACUCUGGGGGUCCAAGGCUGGCAUGGCUAACCAGUUCCAGAAGCUCCAACUUGACGGUGGUGGCAAGGGCCAGGCCAAGGACGCCGGUGGCAAGGGCCAGUCCAAGGACGCCGGCGGUGCCAAGGGCCAGAAAGGUGGUGGCGGCGGCGGUGGCGCCGGAGGUGCUAGCAAGGACGCAAAGAUGAUGAUGCCGCCGCCGACGGCGCAGCAGCUUCAGCAGCUGCAACAGCAGAUGCAGAUGAAGGGAAUGAAGCUGCCGCAGUUCAUGGACGGGAAGAUGCCGUUCGCAGCGGCCGCGCCGAUGAAGGACCCCAAGUCCGUCAAGUUCAACCUCCCACCAGAGGAUGAGUUCGGGGACGACGGCAGCGAGUUCGACGACGAGUUCGACGACUUCGACGACGAGGAUGAUUUCGACGAUGACGGCCUCGACGACGACUACUUCGACGACCCCAAGAUGAUGAUGAAGCCGAUGGCCAUGCCACCGAACGCCGGUGGGGGGGACAAGAAGGGCGGCAACAAUGGUGGCAAGAAGGGUGGCAACGAGAUCCCCGUGCAGAUCAAGGGGAACCCCAACAACGGCGGUGGCGGUGGCGGUGGCGGUAGCAAGAAAGACGCAGGUGGCAAGCAGAACCAAGGUGGCGGGGGCGGUAACGGCAACGGCGGGGGCAAGAAUGGAGGCGGUGGCCAGGCGAACAACGCCAAAGGAGGAGGAGGAGGCGCCCCGGGCGGCGGGGGCCAGCCGGGCCAACCUGGGAAGAAGGGCGGCGGCGGUGGCCCCGGCCUCGGUGUCGUUGGACCGAUGGGCGGCAUCGGCAUGCCGCCGCAGCAGCAGGCCAUGAUGAGGCCUAACAUGAUGGGCGCUGCUGGCUUUCCUGGUGGUAUGGGCCCGAUGGGAGGGCCCAUGGGCCACCACCCCCACAUGGGAGGCGCGCAGGGCGGUGGCGGAGUCGCUCAUGGCAUGCCGGCCGGCGGCAUGCCUCCACCUGGGUUCUUCCAGGGAGGCGCGGGCGGCGGCAUGCCGUCCGGCCCCGCCGAGAUGAUGCAGGCUGCCGGGAACCCCAUGGCGCAGCAGCAGUACAUGGCCAUGAUGCAGCACCAGCAACAAAUGAUGAUGCAGCAGCAGCAGCAGCAGCAGCAGGCGGCGAUGUUGAACGCGCACGCCCACCCCCACCCUCACCACGGCGGUGGUGGCGCUCCGGCGGGGUACCCGGCGAUGCCGAUGGGGUACGGGUACGGGCGGCCGCCCAUGCCGUACCCCAUGGCGUACCCGAUGCCGAUGCAGCCGCACCCGCACGCGGACCCUUACAACUACUUCAGCGACGAGAACCCCAACAGCUGCUCGGUGAUGUGA
Molecule: messenger RNA, 1566 nt
Organism: Triticum turgidum subsp. durum (durum wheat)
Lineage: Eukaryota; Viridiplantae; Streptophyta; Magnoliopsida; Poales; Poaceae
Source: the annotation of a GenBank genome assembly